Molecule: messenger RNA, 381 nt
Organism: Ogataea philodendri
Lineage: Eukaryota; Fungi; Ascomycota; Pichiomycetes; Pichiales; Pichiaceae
Exons: 2
Coding region: 1-381 (126 amino acids)
Source: RefSeq, a predicted model, not a curated record
AUGGUACUGGUAUUCAAUGUAUAUCUAUGGAUAAACAGUAUACAAGCUGUAGAUAGGACAUCAUGCCCGCAUUUCGAAACGUCUUCCGCUGGCGGUCUUUCUUUCAUUUCUGUGUUCCUCAUCGGCAACUUCUCUGCGGGCGCGGUUCAAGAUUUUGGUGAAACUGUUGACUCUGAAUCUCAUUCUUUGGUGCAGGUAACAUUUCACGAUUUUAAUAUGGUAGUGGAAGUAGGACCGGAACAAUUGGAUGUGGGUGAUGGAGUUCCAUUUGACGUCUUCGGUGCUCAGGUGUCUUGGGAACAGAACAAACGUGAUGUAGGUCUUGUUGUGAGUGUUUUCGGAUUCCAGGUGCUUGAUUUCCAGUGGAAUUUCCUGGUGUGA